CGCACCUGAUGAUCCGUCUCAUCUCUUCUCCUCAAAAUACGUAAAGAACUCUGUGGAUGCCCAUCUCCUUUGUCCGAGCGACCUUAUCCCCCAAAAGCUCAACUUUUGCCUGCCACUUGGUCCAUCAGUCUGGGCUUAUAAGAGGAAAUUCAUCUUGCCCGGCAGCCACAACUGGGCGACCAGAUAGUUCGCCUUCACAGAAAAGCCUCCUCCCAAUUCUAGACAUAUCUCGGCCAACAUGCGCGCCUCGAACAGUCUGUCACUGCUGCUGGCCGCGGCCGGCACCCGGGUUGCUGCUCAAACCGACUCGUCCUCCAGCGCGGCUCCCAGCAGCACCGUCACACCCGGAGGGCCUGUCACGGGCGAGCUCGGCGAUGCCCCAGUAGUGAUCGAUAACCCCCAGGGCGUCGUUUACAAGGCGACUCUACCCGAGUCAGCCUUCUUCAAGCCUGCGUUCCCAGAGGGAGGCAACAUCCAGGGCGAGGUCACGGCCGUCGCCAGCGCAGACGGCAGGGGCGUGCAAUUCACCUUGAAGCUCAGCAACCUGCCCAAGUUUGACGAGCCUCUCCCUUACCACAUCCACGUCGACCCGGUGCCGUCGGACGGCAACUGCACGAAGACGCUCGCGCACCUGGACCCCUUCAUCCGCGGCGAGACGCCGGUCUGUGACGCGUCGGCGCCGGCGACGUGCCAGGUCGGCGACCUGAGCGGCAAGUACGGGGCCAUCCCGACGACCGCGGAGGGGGGGGUUUUCGAGGCGUCGUACGUCGACCUGUACGCCUCGACCGUCGAGGGCAUCGGCGCCUUCUUCGGCAACCGCAGCAUCGUGUUCCACUACCCCAACAAGACGCGCAUCACCUGCGCCAGCUUCGAGAGGGUGGAGGAGGGCGGCGGCGGCUACGGUGGCAGCAGCAGCGUCUCGCUGCCCGUGGGGGCGCCGAGCUCCACUGCCGUCGCCGGCCCCACGUACGGCAGCAACGCAACCGUCACCGUGUCCCCGACCGGCGGUCUCUUGCCCCCGACGACUACCUCCUCCGGGGCGGGGCCGUCUACCACCUCGGACGUGGCUAUCGGUGCUGCGGCGGGCUUGCGGGCGGGGAUGGCCGGCGCGUUGGUGUUUGGUGGUGCGGCGGCUGUUUUCAUGCUCUGAUUUUGGCAAGGAGAAGUGACAAAGGAAGACAUGCUUGGUUUUGCAGGUUCGGCGUUUGGCGGGGG
Molecule: messenger RNA, 1215 nt
Organism: Chaetomium strumarium
Lineage: Eukaryota; Fungi; Ascomycota; Sordariomycetes; Sordariales; Chaetomiaceae
Product: superoxide dismutase
Exons: 3
Coding region: 239-1150 (303 amino acids)
Biological process (GO): superoxide metabolic process
Molecular function (GO): metal ion binding
Source: RefSeq, a predicted model, not a curated record